Molecule: messenger RNA, 1432 nt
Organism: Cyprinodon tularosa
Lineage: Eukaryota; Metazoa; Chordata; Actinopteri; Cyprinodontiformes; Cyprinodontidae
Product: protein ALP1-like
Exons: 3
Coding region: 113-1378 (421 amino acids)
Source: RefSeq, a predicted model, not a curated record
CUUGAAGGCAUCAAACAAUAGCCCAGUGGCUAGCAGGCUAGCAUUGUCCCGCUCCAUAACGGGUCGCUGAGUUGCUCCUUCGCUGCUCGAUGUGUUUCAUUGGGCUGUUCAGAUGGACUUCGGGCAGCAUGUGUUAUCCGCGGGCAAAGCCGUCCUGGACAUGAUGGAGAGAGAAUGGCAGCCUCUGUCCGCCGGGGAGCUGGACUUUCGGCUAGACCAAGCGAUGGAGGAGAUCCUGGAGUCCGAGCUGGUUGGGAAAAUCGAAACGCAGCCCUCUCCCGCUGUUUACAUUCAGUUACUGCAGAGUAAAGCAAGCCCUGCCCCUCAGGUUUCACCCACAGCGGCUGCGUUUAGUGGUCUCACCGAGGAAGGAAGGACGACAGAGGACCAGCAGGAGACAGCGGACAGUGAAGCAGUCCAGUGCAUCUCAGAGCUGCUUCAACGCUCCAAAUCCAGGGAUCGAUUGGCUGGACGGGCUCACUUGUCUUUACCUCACACGGUUCUCCUGUCUCUGUCCCUGCUCUCCGAACGGGUCAGCUACCGCUCCGUGUCCCGCCGCUUCCAGCUGGAGAAGGGAAACAUCCACAGGAUCUUCUUCUCGUUCUGCGAGAGAAUCAGCUCGCUCAAGGAGGAGCAAAUCAGAUGGCCACUUGGAGAAGAGGCUGCUGAGGCACUUUUCCCAUUUUCAAGUCUGGUUGAAAUAAAAGAGCAAGAUGAAGGACAUGGUCUCCCUCAUGUUCUAGGAGUAUUGGGACACACACGGAUUCCUAUACGUUUGCCCGUAGAAAAACAUGACCCGGAGAGGGUUGGACCGGCGGAAAAGAGAAUGAAGGAGGGCCAAUCCGACUCCUGGUUAAAUUUGGAGCUUGUGUGCAGCCACAGAGGCCAGUUCCUGCACUGCAGAGUCAGCAAAAGCUCAGAUGUAGAUCGAGGCAGGACACUGAGUGACCGACUCAAACAGAACCCUGAACUGAUGCCGCUGGGCUCCUGUCUUGUAGCCAGAGCCGGAUUCCCUCUAACAGCACAGAUUCUAACCCCUUACACGGGAGAAAAAGGACCAAAACAGGAACUCUUUAACCAAACCUUGGAGGAACACUGUCGGAUUCUCGAUCAGGCAGUCAGCAGCCUGAAGGCCAGAUUCAAACGGCUCACCUAUCUGGACAUCGGAAACUACGACCGAGCCGGGACUGUUGUUCUGACUGCAUGUGUAUUACACAAUGUGUUCUUACAGAUGGGACAUGAGGUUGAAGGAGAGUCUGAGACAGCGAAUCUUCUAACUGCACAAAAGGAGGUCGGGGAGGAAGAUGAGGAGGGAGUACAGAGACGCAAUGAAGUUGCAGAAUUGCUGCUGAUGAAUGCUCAUUCUGGGGGCGCGUGAUAUUUACAUUGAUAAAAACAUGAGGUAAUAAAGAUUUAUUUUGUUAGAGCGUCA